This is a messenger RNA of Biomphalaria glabrata, 3634 nucleotides long. RefSeq lists its product as uncharacterized. Gene Ontology annotation, molecular function: G protein-coupled peptide receptor activity. NCBI's taxonomy places the organism in Eukaryota, Metazoa, Mollusca, Gastropoda, Planorbidae. Gene Ontology annotation, cellular component: membrane. Bases 1592 to 2665 code for a protein of 357 amino acids. The transcript has 3 exons. The record is from RefSeq and is a predicted model, not a curated record.
GCUGUGAUAACAUUACAAACAUAAACACGAGAGCUAAAAGUUUUAAACAGAUAGGUCUUAAUAUUUUUCUUCAAUGUAGUGUAGCAUGUCUGUCUAAGAUCAAUGGGGAUUGAGUUCCAAACCUUUGGUCCGUGCACUGAAAAAGCCAGCAGACCGAAGCUUUUGAGGGAGAAAUGUGGCACUACUAGAAGCGUUGAGUCCAGAGCUCUCUGACGGACAAAUGGAAUGAUCAGUUCACCAAGGUACAAGGGCAUUUCUUUAUUAGAGAUACACUGAUGACAAAGUGAAGCCACCUUGUGAUCAAUUCUCACUUUACAUAGUAGCGGAAUCUCAUCUUGUUUUUCUUAGGACUAUUCGUGUUGCGUUGCAGCUUUGCGAUUUUGUAAUCAGGUAUACUUGCUAGCAUGGCGUAGCAGUAGUCAAGGCGGGAGAGUAUGAAUGUCACAGCUAUCUUUCUUGUUGACUCCAUUGUUAAAUAUGGUUGGAUCUGGCUUAAUCUGCGAAGCUGCAGAUAAAGACACCUUUAGAGCUGAUUUAUGUGUGGGUCGAAAGAUAGUGUUGAGUCAAAGUAAACUCCAAGAUUGCGCACUACAUCAUAAAAAGAGAAUCUGUGCGCUCGACGUUUGUGAUGUUUUUUUCGAGUGCCAAUCUGAAUUAUUUCUGUCUUGUCUUGGUUCAUCUUCAGCUUAUUCUCAACCAUCCAAUCACUCACCGUUGCAACGGUACCACUGAUUUUCUCUAACAGAUGCGACACCUCUGAGGGUACUAAGGAGUCAUAUAAUUGUGAGUCAUUUGCAUAAAGUGGUAUAAGAUGCCGGUUAGCUGUAUGACACCGCUGAGUGGAUAUGCAUACAUAGCGAACAUACAAAAUGAGCCUAGAACCGAUCAUUGGGGUACUCCGUACUUCAAGAGUAAGCUUGUUGAUUCUGUCCCGUUAACAAUGACACUUUGGGUGCGUUCAGUCAGGUAGGAUCCAAGCCACUUUAGGACUGUUCCUGCUAAACCAAAUGUUGCAGAGAAUCUGGCCAUCAAAAUUUCAUAGUCUAGCGUAUCAAAGGCUGCGGACAAGUCCAGCAUGGAAAGUAUUGAUAUGUGGCCUAAGUCGGAAUGGUAAAAUAAGUCAUUUAGUACCCUGACCACUGCUGUCUCAAAAGAUUGUUCAAAGGGAAAUCUCUAAAAGUCAAGUUAUAAAACUAAUAAAAAGGAUUCUUUAACAAAUCUAACAACUAAGAUAUAUUUUAAGUUUAUAAAGCCAGACAAGAUGUAACGUCAGUAGUUUCUGUACAUCAGUGCAGAGUUCUGUCUGGCACAACGAUACUCAGGAAACAAAAACAUAAGCGAAACAGUAUUUUAAAACCAUAUUAAUGGCAACAGAUCAAUAAGUAAUAAAAACGAAUGUAUUUUAUAAUGAAAUAAGUUCAAAAGCUUCAUUGUUGGAACUGUCUGCAUGUUGUUUUUUAUAGGGAUGACACUUAAACUGUUUUGAAUGCCCACAGUCAUACAUUCUUUAAUCUAUGAUUACACAUCUUCAAAUAAUCCCCAUCAAUCAAUUUGAGUAGAACAUUAAGUCACAAGGAUCUUCCAGACGACUAUGAACACUUCGGGCAGUUCCGCUGGUCGAGUGACUUUUGACUCGCUCAUCUCCUAUGACACUGCCAAGUAUAUCUGUCUAGUGUACUAUGUUUAUCUCGGACCGCUGGUGGCAGCUUUUGGUAUAGCUUUCAACAUCAUCAACAUUAUCGUCUAUGUCAGCCAAGGCUUCCGGGACUCUGUCAAUAUCAGCUUCAUCACAUUGGCAUGUUCUGACAUUGGUGGUCUCCUUUCUGCGUUGUGGUAUGGCAUUGGUUUGAAUCCUGACUUUGUGAGACUUGUAAAAUACGCUUACUCUCCUUCAGAGUUUAUGAACUUCACAGCAGCAUGGCCUAGGGCCUAUUUCUCCAAGAUAACGUGCUGGAUCACAGUGUUCAUCACUCUAGAAAGAUGUAUGUGCAUUGUUGCACCACUGAAAGUGAAGACUCUAUUGACUCCAAAGAGAACUGCCGUAUGCAUGCUGGUUCUGUACUGCCUGGGUGUAAUCAUCACCUUCCCCCAUGCCUAUCUGAAUGCAGUGUUUCUUGUCUGGAAGUUCGAUCUCGUCUCGAACAGAACUUUUCUCGGGUUCGGCUACGGCCCAAAUUACCAUAAAAUUGAUCUCAUCGGCGGCUUCAUCAACACAAUGAGCAUCAUAAUACCAUUGGGAGUCCUCAUCCUCAGCACUGGUCUCAUCAUUGUGGAGCUUCAAAGAAAAUCGCUUUGGCGUCAGUCGGUGGCAAACUCUGGAGGUGCCAUGGAUGCGGCAUUUGUGAAAAGAGACCGGGUUGUGUUUAAAGUGAUCAGCGUCUUGGCGUUUCUCCUCAUCAUAUGUUAUCUCCCUCACGCCUGCAACUUUACGGCAUACGCCAUCGUCCCAGAUUUCAGUCUGACUGGUAAAUACGUACUUCUGUACGGGGUCAUGUGGUCAGUGUCUUGGAUCUCAGAAAUCAUUAACUCAAGCUGUACUAUAUUUAUCUAUUAUUUUGUCAGCUCUAAAUACAGAGCUACGCUGAACUCAUUGAGAGUAGUCACUUGUUUGAAAACACUCAUACUUCUCUUCAGCGCCAAAAAGAAUGUUUGGACUCAGUUGUAGCUUGUAGUUUAAUAUUGGGACGAAAAUAAAUUCAAUAAAAUUUGGUUGUCAUAGGUUCAAGAUUAAACAACUCAACGAAACCAAACCUCUUAAGGUAUUAUCGUCUAAAUGUCUGUACAUGUUUUUCCCCAAUAUGUAUACGUCUAAUCGUAUCUACUUAACAUUUGCAUGAUAUUACAUAUACGCAAAACUUCACCAAUACAGUAUAUGUGAUGAUUGUAUUAGUUAGAUUUUAUAAAUUGGUUAUAGAAACCAGGUUUUAAGAAAAGAAUUGUUUUUUUUUAUGAUUAGAUUGCAUGUUUAUUUAGAUAGCACCAAUGUUAAUGUGUUUAACUCAAGGACGAACGGAGAAAUAUGUUUAUACAAAGCUUAUAUCAACUCUUCUGUUGGUCUGUGUGGUAAAAGUGUUGAACACGUGAUUUCAGUCAACAUUCCUUUUUAGUCUAGUCUCUAACAGUGCGCACCUACUGCUAGAAUUUGGAUGGCGGUGUGCAUGGCAAGGUUAGAACAAUAUUCAUUCAUAAGAGAGUUUUGUAAGCUACUAAAACAAGGUUACAAAGACAGUUUGUGUGGAAACAAACUCAAAAUCGGCCCCGAAAGUGGUCCACCUAGAGUCUUCACCAAGAUUCGAUUACAGGACUUCCGGUUCCAAUUGCUUCACCCGUCAGCCAGAGCAUCUCCAUAUAUUCAUACAUUCAUCUUGAAUCUAGAACUAGAUUUUGAUCUAGAACUAGAUCUAGAUCUAGAACUAGAUCUAGAAUCUUGAUCUAGAAUCUAGAUCUAGUUUGUGACUACACGUUUUAUCGUAUAACUACUAGACCUUGACCAAUGUUAUGAUCAUGAAUAGUAGGCCUUUUGUUACCGGGUAAUGGUGUACUAUGCUGUCCGUAUCCGAGUCCCUUCUUAAUGCGAUACUCUGUUUACAUCAUAAAUAAAUUUGCACCCCUAAGCUGUCAGAAGAUAAGUUAU